CAUCAACGCCAAUUCUCCAAUUUCUUCCGCUCCGGAUAACCUCAUCACGGCCACCCUCAACCCCCGCGACCUCUUGCGCCCCAACCUCCGCCGAUUCCCCACUCGACCAUCCUGCUCCAGCCACUUGUGAUCACACAUAUCGAUCGAGCGCAGGCCUCAUUACGAUGCGGCGGGCGCCCCCCCGGCAGGUCGGCUUCGUGUGCGACUCCUAUGCCUUCACCAGGGUCCACGGCCGCUUGGCCGCAACGCAACCGCUCUUUCUCAGCAGAGUCGCCGGCUCACGAGCCCAAUCAGCUUCUACGCCACCAUCAUGGGGCCCAAUCGCUCCCCGGUGGUCCUCGACCGCCGCCGCCGCCGCAACAGGAACUUCGCCCGCUGCUGCCAGCUCCGAGGUGGCCUCCAGACGCCCUUCGGCGGCCUCGGCCCCCUCGCCUCCCCAGAUCACCGACCCGCGCGAGCUCGCCAACGUCGUCGAGGAUAGCCGCAACAAAUUCCUCUCCGUCGACGGCAUCCCCGCGCAGCAGCUCACCACCGCCGCCCUGCAGUCGUGCCUGCGCGCCGCCGCCGCCCUGCACCCCCAGCUCAAGCGCGCCGAGGCACAGUCCAAGGCGUCAGCCUCGCGCCUCGUCGCCCUCGGCGCCGAGCGCACCGGUACCCGGCUCCCCAUCGACGCCAAGCUGCAGGACGCCGUCAACCGGAUAUCCUACGCGGCCUACAACAUCAUCAGCCACCCCAACGUCGAGAUGACGCCCGAGUUUCUCGAGCUCUACGUCCAGGUCCAGUCUCAGCUCGGCCGCCCCGAGUCCCUCCCCUCGGUCCUUGAGCUCUACGCCUCGAAGCCAAAGCCCGUCGUCAAGAAUGGCCAGAUCGAAUACGUCCCGCAGAGCCCCAACGCCGCCGCGCGUGCCAUCGAGGUCGGCGUGGCCGAGGCCGCGCUGCAGACCGCCGUCGAAGCCAAGAACCUCGACGCCGCCCUCGGCAUCGUCGAGGCCGCAUACUGCGUCCCCGCCUUCAAGCGCCAGAAGCUCAUCAAGAACGCGACCGCCCCGGCCAUCGGCCUGGCCACGCUCCCCUUUGGCAUCUUCGGCCUCUCCACAGCCUACGCCUCCUACUGGCAAAACACCAUGGACGUCACCACCGCCACAGGCAUCGGCGUCGCGGGAAUUUCUGGCUAUUUCUUCGUCGUUGGCUCGCUGGGUCUCAUUGCCAAGCUCAGCAACAAGGACCAGAUGCGGCGCGUCACCUGGGCGCCCGGCACGCCCUUGCGGUACCGCUGGCUGCGCGAGGACGAGCGGCGGGCGCUCGACAAGGUGGCAUGCGCGUGGGGCUUCCAAGAGCCGUGGCGACAUGGCGAGGAGACGGGUCCUGAGUGGGAAGGCCUGAGGGAGUACAUGGGCUAUAGAGGAAUGUUGCUCGACCGCGUCGAGUUCAUGGAGGGCAUGAGUUAGCGGAGGGAGUUGGCUGCAUAUUCCUAUCCCAGCCCCAAGCGGCACUGUAUCAUAAAGUUGUGCAUACGCGUGCAUAUAUACACAUACCCCAUACUUCGUACUUCACAAAGCCGCUACAGUCUCGAGAGAUGUGUACAGCAGCCUUUUUGUUACCACUAGGUAUGUAUAGGUCAAUUGCAUCCGCCUG
This is a messenger RNA of Purpureocillium takamizusanense, 1635 nucleotides long. RefSeq lists its product as uncharacterized. The record is from RefSeq and is a predicted model, not a curated record. NCBI's taxonomy places the organism in Eukaryota, Fungi, Ascomycota, Sordariomycetes, Hypocreales, Ophiocordycipitaceae. The transcript has a single exon. Bases 165 to 1448 code for a protein of 427 amino acids.